Molecule: messenger RNA, 876 nt
Organism: Phaedon cochleariae (mustard beetle)
Lineage: Eukaryota; Metazoa; Arthropoda; Insecta; Coleoptera; Chrysomelidae
Source: the annotation of a GenBank genome assembly
AUGAAGACUCAAAAAGUAACGAAAUCCUCCAAAUUCACGCAAGCCAGUCCGAAUGACAACGAAUACCAGAACAUAGGUCUGACCGUACUGCCAGUGUCGCCAUCUGAUGAGGGCAAUCAGAAUGUGGAGAGAAAUCCCAACAAAUUCAACCUGACAACCAUAAGCAAGAAUCCCAACAAGCUUCUCCAUUCCAGAUACAGUCCAGAGCGAAACGCCAAUCGGCCUCAGCAGCAGCAACAGCAGCAGCAACGCGGCCACGACCUCGAGCUGUGCAACUGCAUCACUCCCAUCUACACGGGGCCAAAAACCCGGGGCGUAGGACUAGUCCUCCACCGGUCCUUCGCUUCCCUGCCCAAGCUCGAGAACGCCAAUCUCGGCCAGGACGACAAGGCGGGGAAGUCCGGCAGGAAUCCUGGCCAGGAUGACAAGGCGGGGAAGUCCGGCAGGCCGAGACACACGUUCGCGUGCGAGCAGAACAGGAGGGUUUUGCGGGACGAGGCGAUUAUGCGGCGGAUGCAGGGCCCAGAGAUUAUUAAUAUACACCAGGGGGGCUUCGAGGAUUGUGAAGUGGGGUUCAAGUGCAAGGAUCACGAGUUCAGGAGGGGGCACAGUGUCAGGACUGCGGGAACGAGAUCCAUAAUUUCCGGUCACCAAAAGAGACGACCUGCCGGAGACGGCAUGGACUCUGAGAUGGACGAGUCGGAAUUCGCGUUCGGAAUGUCGGGACAUUUGGCGAUAGUCCUGGCUGAAACGUGGAUUUUCAGGCCAUCGGAAGUAAUUGAAAUGGCGCUUCGAGAGCUAGAGACAAUAGAAAGGAUUAUCGAUUGGAGGAAAACCCCAACGAGGAUACCUUUCAUUGAAUCGCCAAUCAACUAA